CUAUCAAAUAUACAUAUCUGUUUGCCUUGACUUGGUGCAGAUGUAGAAAAUUUUCAAGUUUUUGACUCAUCUCUAUUAUUGCGCGCUUAGAUGUGUGCGGGAAGAUUUCGUUACGAUGUCAUCUAGUACAAAAAAUCGUAUUCUUCACAGUGAUGUCAACAUCUUGCCCGCAAACUCAUGAGUCAAGUGAAACGAGAAAUAGUGUAUGCGUGAUUUAUUGAUUUUUUGUUUGCGUUCGGGGAUUGGGGGUACUCGAAAAAGUGUUUUCAACUAACUUCCUUUAGCGUCCACAAUACACGAAAACAGUGCAAAAGUAACCUGUGCAGUAUGACUGACUACACACAAACGGCCACCGUGACCCAGACGACGACGGUGACUCAGCCGUACAUACGGUACGAUCCGGCGUACAUAACAACCAUUCCGGGAAUCAUCAAAAUAGUGUGCAUCAUGCUGAACCUGAUCGGAUUCAUAUGCAUUGAGGUGUCCUACUUCAGCUACCACUCGCGAGGAUCCUUCUUCAACACCGUCGCGAUGAUGGGGUUCUGGUUCACGGGCAUCAUGCUGGUGUUCUAUCUGUUUCAUGUGUGCGAGAGGUUCCACAAGAUUCCGUGGUUAAAAAUAGAAAUGUACUUCUGUGCGGCGUGGGCCUUGCUCUACAUGCUGGCCUCGUCGUUGGCCGCGGCGACCAACGUUGAGGCGUUUCAAGCAGCUGCGUUUUUCGGUUACUGUGCCAUGAUCGCGUACGGGUACGACGCAUUCCUGAAGUACAAAGCUGUCAGUAGCGGUGAAAUCGCUCAGGGAGAUAGAGCCGUCCAGGUGCAACAACAGCAACAAACAAUAUCCACCGUAACGACCUACUAGGGUGGAGAGUCACCAGCUAUGCUACGAACUCACUGCACGUUUCUAGUGAUAAGAAAAAAACAAGUUUGUCGCUUUCAAUCGCAAUGUCAAUCAAGAAUUCACGUUAAUUAGUUGGUAAAUGUAAAUUAUUUUGUUCGGUUUAAACAUGUACAAUUUUGCUGCGUCCUGAUUGGCUCUACAAAGAAUUGUUUCAUUGAUGUUACACUCAGAAACUUUUGAAUCUCUAGUUGACAUUACGUUAAGAUUUCUCGUUGUAAACUAGUAUUACUUAUGGAAAUAUCGGAUGAUGUUUUUUCGAUUUUUUGGAGCAGUUUUACAUUUUUACAGUUUAUUGUUCAAUCUACACGCUUAGUCUAACAACAUGAAAAAUCUCAGAAAUGAAAUUUCGAACCAAUGAAAACAGUUCCACCGUUCAAUGCGCCUUAAAUAUGGUCUUAAUGUGCUAGUGUAACAAGUAUCACGGUAAACCAAAUAUACCAUCCUCCGUCGUAUCGUUGGAGUGUGAUUGAUAGUCGCUGAUUGCAACAGAGCUCUAACCGCAGGUAACUUACUUCUUAUCAUUCAGACAUAGGAUCAAAAGCUGUAUCCUGGAUACAGUAUCCAGAAGUCUUGUAUUGUCAUAAAUCUCAACAAACAUAUGAGGAUCAGCUUUUAUUUAGAAAAAUAAUUAAUUUUAUUGGCAAUUUUGUUCUUUUUUGUAUAAUACUAAUUGUUCAUUAUUUAGUUAAGGUUAAAUAGUUUAAUCAACUGUAAUGCUGGUAAGCCACUACAUCUACGAUUUUCUAAAGAAUGUUUAUGAAAUGUCGACAUCGAUAAAAUAGCUAACGAGCUGUAUUAUACUGGAUAUAGCAGCAAUACAUACAAGAGAUGUUGUUGGAGCACACCAGUCUACCAGCAAGAUGCAGAAAAAGAAAGAAAGGUGGAAACAUUUGUCACUUUUGAGUGUAUUAGUUUGAUACUUGUAAAUACUUGUAGACAUAGCGUCCGGCUCUCUGAAGGUAAACAUAACCAUCGUGACGAGAAUAUGCUUCUUUGGCGCGGGAUGUAAAGAGAUAAAAGGCCCAGCUUCACCUCAUUCCUCCGUAUCGAAAACUUAGGGACACUAUUUAUGUCAAAACCACCGAGAAAAAGAUGGGUGGGUAAUGUCUGCGACAUAACCGGAGAGAUGUAGAAUACAUAAGGAACACGUUCUUUAAAUAUUUUGAUACUCAUUGGAAUUUUCGGACAAAAGGUGAUUUGGGCGAGGAAUAUUUCAAAUUAUUCUUUACAAAAAUGAUGGUGGUCCUGAAAAGGACCGGUUUUGUUGGCGUUGUUGGCCUUGGUGAGGGAGAUGGCUAACGAUGAAAUUAAUUGUUAGCAUGAGGAAGUCGCGUAGUACUGGCCAAUGGAAGAACAGAUAAUAAUUGAUUCCUGAAAAUCAAUUUUUCUUUAUUCAUGUAAAUUAUACAUACUUACAAAUCUAGCAGAAGAUUCCUGAUCAUAUUUCUGAAUCAUUAGUGCGAACAUUGUGUAAUUUGGUUAAGUACAAUGAAAGUUACAAACUUUCCAAACUCGACCUUCUGUUCCUUCAGAAAUAUUGAAAUGGGGUGUCUAUAUUAAACCGUUAGUCGUGGUCACAAUAAAAAAAAGAUGGGUGGGUAAUGUCUGUCACAUAACCGGAGCGUCGUGAUUUCAAUUCGAGACGUUAAUUUAAAUCUAAUAAUAUUCAACAGAAUCACAUUUGAAUGGGAAAUUUUCAAAUAAUUCUCUAUGGUAAUAAUGGUGGUUCUGAAAAGAACCUUUGGUAUCGGCGUUGGUGUUGAUGGUGAUGCGCUGGAUCGUUGGAUAUUUUUGGCAUGAUAGUUACGUGCCUGGCGAACUGUUUUGUAGCCUCGAACAAAACGACAAGACUCUCUUCUUCGGGUACCAUUACGGCUGAACUUUAUAAACUUAGCUCGACUUUGAAAUCCUGCACAAUCUCACGAAUCAGACACUAGUAGGGCCAUUUUGUUUGCUACUAGCACGGAGCUGCACAAAAAAACCAUUUAAUGCAGUUAGUUCACGGGGGCUGCCAAAAAGCUUGAAUAUAAGCAUGCGACUUCAACGUUUCUCUUAAACACAUGCAACA
This is a messenger RNA of Topomyia yanbarensis, 2968 nucleotides long. RefSeq names its product CKLF-like MARVEL transmembrane domain-containing protein 4. The transcript has 3 exons. Lineage: Eukaryota; Metazoa; Arthropoda; Insecta; Diptera; Culicidae. The record is from RefSeq and is a predicted model, not a curated record. Gene Ontology annotation, cellular component: membrane. The coding region runs from base 328 to 861 and encodes 177 amino acids.